UACUGCGCAUGUGCAAAACCAGGGACCUGUCACCGCGCAUGCGUAGUGGGUGUAGAGGAGAGCGACAAGAUGGCGGCGUUCCUCACCCACCAGCAGAAAGUCUUACGGCUUUAUAAAAAAUCCUUGAGGCACAUUGAGUCGUGGUGCGUUUUCAGAGAUAAGUACCGCUUCUAUGCCUGCAUGCUGAGAGCUCGCUUCGACGAGAAUAAGAAUGAGAAGGACAUGAUGAAGGCCACCAAUCUGCUGAAAGCUGCAGAAGAGGAGUUCUGGGCGAAUCAGCAUCCUCAGCCUUACCUGUUCCCCGACUCUCCAGGUGGAACCUCAUACGAGAGAUACGAGUGCUACAAGAUUCCUGAAUGGGUUCUGGAUCACUGGCACCCAUCUGAGAAGGCUGAGUUCCCUGAUUACUUCUCCAAGAGAGAGCAGUGGAAGAAGCUGCGAGCUCUCAGCUGGGAGAAGGAGGUGAAGCAGUUGCAGGACGAGACUCCAGCCGAUGGUCCCAGCACUGAGGUUCUUCCUCCGGCCCGUAAGGAGGGCGAUCUCCCCCCGCUGUGGUGGCAGUAUGUGACCCGUCCCAGAGAGAGGCCCAUGUGAGAGGCCCUGUGUGAGACGCCCCACAUUACCAAUCACACGCUCAUACUCUCACACACAUUCUUAUACACACACUGUUCUGCCUCUAUGCUACUCCCACCUGAAUACCAUGUCACUAUUCGAGGGUGAAAUUCAUGUCUUGAGUCAACAUGCAUUGUGUCUGUGUGUUUAGGGAAAAGUAUAAUUGUGUGAGUGUGUGUGUGGCGUAAUUGUAGACUGUACAGACCUGUAAUAAAUAAAUCUGUCAAACAGA
This is a messenger RNA of Silurus meridionalis, 844 nucleotides long. RefSeq names its product NADH:ubiquinone oxidoreductase subunit B9 (gene ndufb9). Lineage: Eukaryota; Metazoa; Chordata; Actinopteri; Siluriformes; Siluridae. The record is from RefSeq and is a predicted model, not a curated record. Gene Ontology annotation, biological process: mitochondrial electron transport, NADH to ubiquinone. The transcript has 4 exons. The coding region runs from base 70 to 594 and encodes 174 amino acids.